AAAUUCUCCUACUCUUAAACAUUUUUUUCAUAUCUCUUCUCCAAUUCUUCCUAAAUCCUAUUUUUAACUCUCUACUCUCUAAUUCUCUUAUUCUCCAAUAUAUUAUAUAUCUACUCUCUAAUUCUCUUAUUCUCCAAUAUAUUAUAAAUCUACUCUCUAAUUCUCUUCUCCAAGAAGUUAAGAUGGAAAAUCAAAAUGCCAUUAUACGGCAUAAUUUUGAUAAGCAGAAGGACCCGAAGACCGGGAUGUGGUACGCAAUUUGUAAAUGGUGCGAAAAAAAAUGUAUUAUGGGGGCUUCAGGCGGAUUCAGGAUGGCAAUCAAGCAUAUGAAGUCAUGUGACAAAGCCAAAGGAUCGGGAGGUGCGGGAAGUUCCGAUUGUUUUAAUUUUCAAAUGUAGUUCCUAUUUCAUUUCAAAUAAAUGCAAUUGAAGUUUGUUUUUAAUACUCGUAUCAAACUAUAAACUAUAAAAUAUAAAAUAUAAAUUAUAAAAAAAAAAUUAACCGGCCCGGCCCGAACCGGACCCGACCCGUGACCCGGGCGGGUGGCCCGGCCCGAACCGGACCCGUCCAACCCUCGGGCCGGUCCCGGGCCCACUGUUCUUGAACCG
Messenger RNA from Cuscuta europaea, 608 nucleotides. NCBI's taxonomy places the organism in Eukaryota, Viridiplantae, Streptophyta, Magnoliopsida, Solanales, Convolvulaceae. The record is from the annotation of a GenBank genome assembly.